CAAAUGCUUGCAGAUUGUUUGAAACACUCUUGAAGGAGUCACUUCUCACUUCAGUUUCAAUCCGAGACUCAGAGUGGUCUGACGUCGACGUCCUCCUCUCUAAAUAUUUGUUCUUAUUAUAAAUUUUGUUUACCAUUCAUUCGUAUUUGAUUGGGCUAGCAGAAUGUGUCAGCUAAGAGGUUUACUAGUUCUUCUUGCUUUGGUUGGAGUGGCUGUCUCACUCAAGUUGCCUUCAUACAUAUCUCCAUGCAAAAGGAAUGACCCCAAGCUAGAUGAGUGUAUUGUGGAGCAUGGACAAGCUGUUCUUGAGAGAUUCAGCCAAGGAGAGCCCAAGUAUGGAAUCCCAAGGAUGGACCCGAUGGACAUCACUGAGCUCAAGGUACAACAAGGAAGUGCCCAAGUAGGCUUAGAACUAACACUGAAAAACAUCAAAAUGUACGGAAUGAAGCAUGCCAAGUUCCUCAGUUCAAAGACUAACUUAGCCAAGCGAAAUGCAGUUUGGAAAUUCGCACAUGAGCGUGUGGAAAUGAUUGGAGACUACUCAGUCAACGGGAAAAUCUUGGUGCUGCCCAUCAAGGGAGAAGGAAAAUGCAACAUUACCAUAACCGAUGUAAAGGUGGACUUUGAAAUGAACUGGAAUCUGAUCAAGAAGGACAAUGGAAAGGAGUACAUCAACUUCACCACCACCGACCUCAAACUGUCCAACGGCCGAGCUUACUUCAAGCUGGAGAACCUUUUCGGAGGAGACAGGACACUUGGUGACAACAUGAACCAAUUCCUGAACGAGAACUGGAAAGAGGUGACCCAGGAUGUGGGCCCCGCCCUCGGCAAAGCCAUGGGAGACGUCUUCACGCUCCUCGUCUCCAACCUCAACAACGUUGUCUCCUACGACAACAUCUAUCCGCCAUCUUAUUACUCUUUUCACUCUUAUUCUUCGACGUCUACUUCUUCACCCCCGACUAACCUAUACUCUUCUUCUCCAUCUUCUUAUUCUCUUCCUUCUUCUUCCUCUAUCUCCUUCGAAGGUUAUCAGCCUUCCUUUACUAGAUGGAUAUUGUCCCCCUGUUUUUACCUGUUUAUAAAUACUUUUUGCAAACUGCCCAGUCUCACAUUCGUUAGCAUUCAAUUAAUCAAAUCACACUCAUUUUCGAUCAGAGCGCUUCUACGUCUAAAUUCAUCUACAAUGGGAGGACAUCUCUAUCUAUUCUCCUGCUUCGUGUGUGUGAUACUAUCCACCGCAUCUGGAGCACCCAAGCCAAAUAACAACCCAGCACCCUGCCAUGCUAAAGAUGCCGAUCUUGACGAAUGCCUCGUCAAAGGAGCUCAGCAAAUCUUCAAGAACAUGGCUAAAGGAUUCAAAGAGUUCGGUGUGCCAAAAAUGGACCCUCUCAAUGUGCCAAUGAUGAGCCUUCACAGUGGAGAUGGACCAGUCAGCCUUAACUUGGACCUCAUCAACGCCACCCACAAAGGACUGUCCAAGUCCCAUGUCACAGCUGUCGAAGCUGAUCCAGAGAAGUACGAGUUUGAAAUCAAGCUGACACUUCCUGAAUACAACAUCAAGGGCAUGUACAAUGUGUCUGGUAAGAUAAUGAUGUUGCCCAUCAUGGGAAGCGGACCAUCUGACAUCACAUUCAAGAAUGUCCAAGCUGUGUGGAAGUUGAAGGGGGAACCCAGCACCAAGAACAAGAAGACUUUUGUCAAAUUGACUGACUUCGAUGUCAACAUCGACCCUGAGAAGGUAUCUGUCAAGCUCGACAACCUCUUCAAUGGAAACAAACAAUUAGGUGACACAAUGAAUAAAUUCAUGAACGAGAACUGGCAGGAAGUCUUCAAGCAGCUGAAACCAGUCAUCGAGGAGUCUUUCUCUCAAAUUCUUAUGGAACUCGGAAACCGUGCUUUCAACAAAGUAUCUUACUCUCAGAUGUUCACUGACAUGUAAACAAACUACUCAAUAACACUGAAAAGUUGGUAACUUAACUAGAAAUCUUAGAUAUAAUAUUACUAGAUUAUGAUACAAAAUAAAAAACUUUGAAAAAAUAGUAAAGAUAAAAUGUGGGCCCACAACAAAAAAAUGUAACUUUAUCAUCACUCAUUCUCGUUCAUUAACUACACUAUUGAAUGCUUCCAAAGUAUGAAUUGAAACAUACUGUAUUACAAUCUCUUCUCAGGCUGUUAAAUACGGCAUCAUCUAAUCAUUUCAUUGAAACUAAAAUUUUAUGUGAAUUUCACCCUCAUUUCCUGAGACGAUUGUGAAGAUAUGAUUUAAAUUUUUUAGAAUAUUGAGCUGAAUGUAUAUAAUUUAUUUAUGAACCCCUGAUUUCAUUAUAUUGUAAACUAUGUAGAUUCAUAGAAUUGUGAAAACUAGUGUGUAUAUUAUCUUUGUACAUAAAAUGACUGUAAGUAGGUAUUUGAAAAAUGACCAGUACUAUAUGAAACGAAUUAUGCUCUCAAUGAAUAUGUAGUUCGUAUUUUGUAGUAUGGUAACAGACUGAUUUAAUAUUUAUUAUUGUUUGAAUACAUGAUUCUAGCUAGAGCAUAAUAUUUAUUGAUGAAUUGUGAUAAUAUUAUAUUUGUGAUAUUUAUUCAUCUAGUCGCAGAUUGCUAAGCAAUAUAGGACUAAGUUUGGAAAAUGAUUUAUGUUCAUAGCUUGAUUAAUAAAGUUAUAGCAUUGUUUUGUU
This is a messenger RNA of Nilaparvata lugens (brown planthopper), 2678 nucleotides long. RefSeq lists its product as uncharacterized. The transcript is spliced from 12 exons. The coding region runs from base 164 to 1939 and encodes 591 amino acids. The record is from RefSeq and is a predicted model, not a curated record. NCBI's taxonomy places the organism in Eukaryota, Metazoa, Arthropoda, Insecta, Hemiptera, Delphacidae.